GCAGGAGUCCAACCUGCGCUGUCCACGGUACGCUAGCGUGAUGUCGGCAUGUCGCUCGCUGCUGCUCACCUGUCUACUACUCGCCACCACCAUCCGAGGCCACAGCUGGAGACCCUGCACAGACCUGCUGCCUCUGGACCUGCUGACCAGAGCUCUGCCAGGACAAGCUCUGCACACACAGGUGCAGAUGGUUCAGUCCAGAGGAUCCAGAGGUCUACGAUUGGCUGGUGCCGAGACGACAUCACUAAGUUUUCCCGCCUCCCAAAUCUUCACCAACUGUGACUACUUCCCCUCCGAGUUCUCAUUGGUCACCACCAUCAAGAUACCACACCUGAGACAGAAGACAAAUGAGUACAUCUUCUCUGUGGUGAAGGAGGGAUCUGAUUCGCUGUUGCUAGGGUUACGUAUGUCCAAGAACCGCCUCCACUUGUUGAACACGCUCCCUGGUGUUGGUGGGCGGAGCCGGCAGAGUUUUAAGGAUGUUGUAUUGGAUGACAACUGCUGGCACACCGUGGUUCUGGCAGUCAGCGGCCCGUAUGCCACGCUGACCGUCGACUGUGGACUUUCUCUGGAGCUUCAACAGGCCCAGUCCUUCCCCAGCGCUCUGAGCACCAGAGGGUCCAGGUUCUUUGUGGGCAGUCGGGGAAGGCGGAGGGGCCGUUUCUCUGGCCUCCUCCGUCAGCUGGUUCUGCUGCCCGGAUCGGAUGCUACGCCCUGGCUCUGUCCUUCCUCAGACCCAGCUGUGGCCGAGCUGGCCGUCCCUGCGGUUCUGAAGUCCACCCCCCUCCAGCUGGACUGGCAGGAACCAGUUUACCACUACGAGGCCGAAGCCAGAGUGACGCUGGGAACCCGUCCUCCAUGUUCCUCAGCAGAACUCGGCCAGCUGUGGUUCGACACUCAGGGAAGAGGUCUGUUCAUCUGCGAUGGCCGGACGUGGAGAACGCUGCUGCAGAGUCCAGAGCGUCUGGACUACCUGGAGGACUACCAGGACCUCUACACCCGCUCAGAAACCUUUGACAUUGAGGUCUUCUCCAUCCCAGCUGAAGGCCUGUUCAUGGCUGCAGCCAACAGGGACUCUCGAUCCGGUUCAGGAAUCUACCGAUGGACGGACGGAUCCUUCCAGCUGUACCAGAACAUCAGCACACAGGAAGCCCGGGCCUGGAAGCAUUUCACCAUCGACGAGCAGAUCUUUCUGGUGGUGGCCAACCUGAGGGAGACAGAGCCUGAACUGUCAGUCAUCUAUCGGUGGAACCAACGGCGGCGCCGUUUCAUCCGUUUUCAGUCUCUGGAGACUCACGCUGCUCAGGACUGGGAGGCCUUCAGCAUCCACAACCACAGCUUCCUGGUCGUAGCCAAUCACAGACGAGCCAGAGACUCCAACCACAACAUCCACAGUGUGAUCUACAGGUGGAACCGUGACACACAGCUGUUUGAGGUGAACCAGACCCUGUCCACGUCCGGAGCGUACGACUGGGAGUUCUUCAGCGUCGGACCGUACCACUUCCUGGUGGUGGCCAACACGUUUGACGGCCGGACCACCUCCAUCAGCUCCACCGUGUACGUCUGGUUGGACGGAUGCUUCCAGGUGUUCCAGAACAUCCCGACGGUCGGAGCCACAGACUGGGAGAUGUUCCAGAUUGAUGGCAGGUUCUUCCUGGCCGUGGCCAACAGUCAGAAGGUUUCUGAUCACAGUCCAAGUAUCUACAGCAUCAACUCCACCGUCUACGAGCUCAACACCCUGACCCAGACCUUCAUCCGCUUCCAGGACAUCCUGACACACAGUGCGGUGGACUGGGAGUUCUUCACUGUAGGAGAUGAGAAGUUUCUGGUUGUGGCAAACUCUCAUGAUGGAAACUCGUACUCUCUGAACAGCGUCAUCUACAGGUACCAGGGCUAUGAGGGCUUCGUUCCGGUCCACAGUCUGCCCACCUUCGGGUGCAGAGACUGGGAACACUUCAGGACCGAGCAGGGACGCUUCCUCAUCUACUCCAGCGCCACCUCCAGGCUCAGCAAGGUGUUCAGACUGAAGACCUACUGACAGGACCAGGACCGGGACCAGACCGGGACCAGAACCACAACCAGGACCACAACCAGGACCAGGACCACCACCAGGACCAGAUCCACAACCACAACCAGGACCACAACCACAACCAGGACAAGAACCACUUCCAGGAUGAGGACAAGGACCACAACCAGGACCAGGACCACGACCAGGACCAGGACCACAACCACAACCAGGACCACAACCACAACCAGGACCACAACCACAACCAGGACCAGGACCAGGUCCAGGAACUGGACUUCCAUUGUCCUUAGCUGAGAAACUCUGGAACAUAGAACAACCUGAUGAUUGCAGCAGUUGGUUGAAGGAACCAGGUCGUGUAAAGUUCUGCUGAUGGAUCAGUCAAUUAAGAUUCAUCAGAACCUCCUCAGAACAUCUGGUUCUUCAUCUAGAGUUCUAGGUCCUUGAUGUCCACGGAGGAGAAAGUUCUAGAGCAGACCUACAGACAACUGUCCAGUUGCUCUAGAACUUUCUCCAGCUGUCGGUAGGUCUGCUGUAGAACUUUCUCCAGGUGUCGGUAGGUCUACUCUAGAACUUUCUCCAGCUGUCGGUAGGUCUGCUGUAGAACUUUCUCCAGCUGUCGGUAGGUCUGCUGUAGAACUUUCUCCAGGUGUCGGUAGGACUACUCUAGAACUUUCUCCAGGUGUCGGUAGGUCCACUCUAGAACUUUCUCCAGCUGUCGGUAGGUCUACUCUAGAACUUUCUCCAGGUGUCGGUAGGUCCACUCUAGAACUUUCUCCAGCUGUCGGUAGGUCUGCUGUAGAACUUUCUCCAGCUGUCGGUAGGUCUACUCUAGAACUUUCUCCAGCUGUCGGUAGGUCUGCUGUAGAACUUUCUCCAGGUGUCAGUAGGACUACUCUAGAACUUUCUCCAGUUGUCAGUAGGUCUACUCUAGAACUUUCUCCAGCUGUCGGUAGGUCUACUCUAGAACUUUCUCCAGUUGUCAGUAGGACUACUCUGGAACUUUCUCCAGUUGUCAGUAGGUCUACUCUAGAACUUUCUCCAGCUGUCGGUAGGUCUGCUGUAGAACUUUCUCCAGCUGUCGGUAGGUCUACUCUAGAACUUUCUCCAGCUGUCGGUAGGUCUGCUGUAGAACUUUCUCCAGGUGUCAGUAGGACUACUCUAGAACUUUCUCCAGUUGUCAGUAGGUCUACUCUAGAACUUUCUCCAGCUGUCGGUAGGUCUACUCUAGAACUUUCUCCAGCUGUCGGUAGGUCUACUCUAGAACUUUCUCCAGUUGUCAGUAGGACUACUCUGGAACUUUCUCCAGUUGUCGGUAGGUCUACUCUAGAACUUUUUUUUAUCACUUUUUUAUCAUUUAUCACUUUUUAAUGGACCUUUUCAGAACUUCUUCAGUCCAGCAGAUAGAACCAUGACAUUAAGGAGGAGAAACAUCUGAGUUGUGGUAAAACUGACUCCAGAUCAGUUUAAAUCCAUCCAGGUGAACCUGGUUCCUCCAUAAACCCCUCUGAGCUCCAGUAUUAUUGGAUGUAUCAGAGCAUGAAGGACAGAUUGAUCAACACUAGAACCAUCAUCAUCUUCUGAUUAACUACAGGAUGAUAAAAUGUUUUGAACUUCACUGCAGUGAGGAUUUUACUGAACCUCUGAAAUGUUUUCCUCUUAAUAACCUAAUAAGCUAUUCUGAGAUUUAAUGUUGACUUCAUGGUGCUGCAGCAAAGAAAAGCUUUCUGAAGGAUCUGUAGUAGAACUGGAUCAGAACCGGGUCAUCAUGUGAUCAGAACUGCUGAAAAACAGACCAAUAAAACACAUUCCUAUCAUAAUAAUAAUAAAUAAUAACAUUUUAAAGGAGACAGAGAUCCGUUUAGAACCUGAGACAGAACCACUGAGACGUUCUUCUUGUCUGGUUUGGAUUUAAUAAUUUAAACAGAACUAAUAAAGUUUUAUCAGAAUAAUGUGAUGUUAUCCUCAGGAGAAACAUUAAAACCCAACCCUGUGUUCUCAUCUGUUUUUAUUCUAAACGUUCUAAAGUUCAGCUGGAACCAGACCAGCAGGAAUCUGUUAUUUUAAUGUCUGAAAUUUAGAGAAAUAUAUUUUCCUCUGAUUUACUUUAUUGGUUUUCUUAUUUUUUAUUUUUCUCAAUAUUUGAUAUUUAUUUUGUAUUUGACCUUUGAAACCUGUACUCUCACAGUAAUUUAAUUACUUCUAUGUACUUUUAUACUUCACGAUUCAGUGUAAAUGUCUGUGAUUCGUUCUGUACAGGAAAAACAUGCUCAUUAAAUAAAACCUACUUUAUUCAUUA
Acanthochromis polyacanthus (spiny chromis) is the source of this 4322-nucleotide messenger RNA. RefSeq names its product thrombospondin-type laminin G domain and EAR repeat-containing protein. The transcript has 15 exons. The record is from RefSeq and is a predicted model, not a curated record. Lineage: Eukaryota; Metazoa; Chordata; Actinopteri; Pomacentridae. Bases 41 to 2038 code for a protein of 665 amino acids. Gene Ontology annotation, biological process: signal transduction.